Molecule: messenger RNA, 690 nt
Organism: Laccaria bicolor S238N-H82
Lineage: Eukaryota; Fungi; Basidiomycota; Agaricomycetes; Agaricales; Hydnangiaceae
Exons: 7
Coding region: 1-690 (229 amino acids)
Biological process (GO): RNA metabolic process
Cellular component (GO): cytoplasm; nucleus
Molecular function (GO): sequence-specific DNA binding; RNA binding; single-stranded DNA binding
Source: RefSeq, a predicted model, not a curated record
AUGGACCCUCAAGAUUUGGAAACUUUGAAUGUUCUUCUCGAUCGCGACGUAGAGCUACGGGAGAACAUCAAAGAUCAAGUUAACGAAAUUGACAAGAAAACGCGAACAAUGGUCGGGCUACUAAACAAAAUUCAUUCGACGCCUUGGGACGCAAUGCCCAGCCUUCUGGACUCCGUAAAGCCAGUCUUGACGAGCUGCCAAGAAGUCACCGCCGCCCUGGCCUCUAUCGUUCCUCCCAAUCAGUUUUGGCGAUGGAAAGACCUUUGGUCAAAUUCACUUAGAACGGCCGUUUUUGCCGCUGCCCUUAUUGAAUACCUAUCCAACCGCAGGCUCAUCACGCUGCCCAAGGUAGCCGAGACCCUAGGGUUAAAGAACGAAUGGCAGGAUCGCGUCGCUCUACCAGCUGAAGACUACCUGCAUGGCAUCAUCAGCCUUGUCAAUGAGUUGUCUCGAUUAGCAGUCAACGCAGUGACUUUGGGGAACUUUGACGAGCCUAUCAGGAUAUCCAUUUUUGUAAAAAAUGUGUUUGCUGGUUUCUCCAUGCUCAACCUAAAGAAUGACACACUCCGCAGACGGUAUGAUGGGUUGAAAUACGACAUCAAAAAAAUUGAAGAAGUCGUUUACGAUGUUUCGCUUCGUAGACUUGCUUCUUCAAGUUCUGUUCAAUCAGUACCGUCCACAGCCCAGUAA